CAACACACGUUUGUGUGUCUCAAUCACUCUCCCUAAGAAGCCAUGCCAUGCACCUUCGUCCAUCCAUUCGUCCAUCCAUCCAUCCACCUACUAGCCGGUGCGGUGCGGGGCGGUGCGGUCCAGCCAAUACAACACACACACGCACCCCUCACCCCUUGUCAUGUCAUGCAUCCACCCUUUUGGCUCAUCAACGAAAUGUCGACAGCCCCGACCACGUCGGGCGAUACUGCUGCGGGCCGGGGCUGUACUCACGCGUCACCGGAUCCUAUGUUAUCAGACCACACACACACACACACACAGAGAGAGAGAGAGAGAGGGACGUGGCCUUCACUCGACAACUAGGCGUCUCACCUUCUUUCGAUAUCUGCCCGACUUGGGCAUCGCACCCCCCACAACCGACUCUGCAUGCAUGGGAAAGGGAAAUGGGAGAUGGAGGGAGAGGGACUCUCACCAACUCGUUCGACCCUACUCGUUUUGGACGAGAUGCUGGACCGCCCCUCGUAUUUGCCAACGCCUUAAAAUACCCACAAACACACACACACACACACACACAGAUGCAUGGUGCGGUGCGUAUGGGAUGAAAAGACGAAUGCGAGACGUCCGUCACUGGCUGACCAGGUCCGCCCGAUGGGUCGAUUUCCUCCAGAAAGAAGGCCAUCGUGUUGCGCUUCUCGUAAGGAAUGAACACCGUUUGAGGUUUGUAGUCCCACGGCUGCAUUAUCGACACAACAGUCGCACAUAGUUUCGUUUCUGUCCCCGUGCGCGCGCCCAUGUCUCCCCUGUCUGUCCACUCACUCGUUUGCCCGGCCUGGCGUAUGUGGCCGGCCCUGGUGUGGGGACAAGAGGAUGGACGGGGGGGUCCAGCCGCCCCCGUGACGUCGCAAACGAUCCCCGCAACGAGUCAGAUGUCUUGGGCAGUCCGAACUCACUCGCCUGCACUCCAUACACACACAGAAUGAGAGCCAUGUGGGUAUUCUUGAUCCUCUCUCGUGUGCUGUGCCACCGACCGACCGCGUCAUUCUGCAUGGAAACGAGCCUCGACAGCCGCGCAGUGGUCGGAGUGACCAUCAAGCUGUGCUGACCAUACGGGGGAAAGCCCCCUGCCGUCACCGGCAGGCUCACCGACAUAUGCCCAUGCCCAUGCCCACCCACUCCCACCCCUACUCCAGUGCGAGACACGCGCCUGUUGAUGCGAGGCGAGUCGGGACACGCGAAAGAAGAGCCCUCGACGCUGGCAUUGGCCGAUGUGAGCUGAGAGUGUGCGGCUGCGGCGUCCCUGAGAAGUUUGGGGCCGGCCGACGAGGAGCGGCGCGUCUUGUGGAGGGGGGCAGGCAGCGCUAUGGACGGAACAAAGGGGGGCGGCCCCGGGUGGUGGUGGGAGGUGAGGUGGUUGUGCAGCCUGUCGAACUUCAACGACGGCACUGCUUUCAGUGCGCGACUCCCCCCUGCAAUCAAAUCAUGUAAUGAGACAGAAUGCGAGGUGUCUCAGUGCAGCUGAGUGCAGACAGACGACCUGUUUGUUGUCUUGGGGUGAGGACGGCAGGUCUGGGGCUGUUGGUGCGCUCGUUGCGCAAGAAGCGGCGGAUGUGCUCACGGAUGACCGUGAGAUGCUCCUCGUGCGUGAUGCCAAGGAUGUUUGCCAGAGCUUCCCUGUCCAUCGUGACAAGCGUCUGCCCGUCCAGGCCAGCUGCCUGCAAUCAAUACACAAGAGACGAUCCAUUCACAGAGUGGGACAGCCCGCCCUAGCUGUCGCCGCUCUCCCUGACCCUGAUUCUGUCGGCAUAUCCGCUCGGAAGAUGCAGGUCGUUGAGCCAUGCGGCCAGAUCCUCCGCACACCAAUGGCGCAUCCCUCUGUCGUCCUUUGCCAAGGCGCUGCAGGCACUCCUUGCAAGAGAGCCCAUAUUGCUUGCUGAUUGCCAGAAGAAUCUCUGCGCUGGGGGCCGCCCACAUGCACUGCAUGCACUCCCGUCUCGCUUUCUGUCACAUUUGAAUCAUUGGAUUGGAAAGAUCUUUAUCAGAUCCUCACGGGGGGUUUGUCACACGAACGCACUGCACUAAUCACACCAACCCUUCCCCAGUCCCCCCCACUCACUCACUCACUGCACAAUGCUCACUGGCAGACAACCGACCUAUCCCUCGCCCGCCCUCCCGCCCGGCCAACCCUCCCCUCUCCCCUCUCAUUUGUCAGACUUGCAAAACCACCAAUGCGUUGAUGUGGUCCAUGUUAACAUACACGUGUGUAUGUCCGUCUCUAUCGCAUCGAAAGGACUACACUCUGUACUAAAAGAGACCAUCCAUCUGUCACACGCAGCCAGCGAGACCAGUCAGUCGCCCAUCCACUCACCCACUCAUCCACUCACCCAUGCAGCCAUCCAGCCGAGUCGAAACAGACACGCACGCAAAAUGACAACUAACGUAGGAACGAGGAG
Messenger RNA from Vitrella brassicaformis, 2429 nucleotides. NCBI's taxonomy places the organism in Eukaryota, Vitrellaceae. The record is from the annotation of a GenBank genome assembly.